Molecule: messenger RNA, 1491 nt
Organism: Ascochyta rabiei
Lineage: Eukaryota; Fungi; Ascomycota; Dothideomycetes; Pleosporales; Didymellaceae
Product: Alkaline phosphatase
Exons: 4
Coding region: 1-1491 (496 amino acids)
Biological process (GO): dephosphorylation
Cellular component (GO): fungal-type vacuole membrane
Molecular function (GO): alkaline phosphatase activity
Source: RefSeq, a predicted model, not a curated record
AUGAAGUACGCUCUUCCUCUGACACUCGCCGGUGCGCUCCUUGCCCAGGGGUGCUCCGCGCUCUGGCUCUUGCCUACCGCUCGCAACUUCAUCUACAUCGUGCCUGAUGGCUAUGGUCCGGCUUCUCAGACCAUGGCACGCGACUACGUGUCUUUGCUCCAAAACGGCGAGAACCCAAAGGCACCUGUUUCCAUUCAGCUUCCCGCAGACCAGAUGGUCAUUGGCAGUGUCAGGACGCAGGCAAGCAACAACCUGAUCACGGAUUCUGCAGCCAGUGCGACGGCCUUUGGAUGCGGUGUCAAGACGUACAACAACGCCAUCGCAGUCGAUGAUGAUGGCCAGCCCGUAGGUUCAAUCCUCGAAGCCGCCAAAAUGGAAGGUUUCAAGACCGGUCUCGUUGUGACCUCAACCAUCAACCACGCCACCCCUGCAUGUUACGCCGCUCACGUUGCCGAUCGCAACUCUUACGAGAAGAUCGCUGAACACGAGAUUGGGUACUCUCACCCGCUUGGGCCUCAAGUCGAUAUCCUCAUGGGCGGAGGACGCUGCUACUUCAAGCCAAAGUCCGACCCCACGUCCUGCCGCGAAGACGACAUCGAUCUUUUCGGCUAUGCCAAGGGAAAGGGAUACCGUGUCAUGCAGGACCGCAAGGCGUUUGACGAGCUGAAGAAAGGGACAGCCAAGGCCGCUGACUUGCCCUACAUCGGCUUGUUCAACGACGAUCAAAUGAUGUACGAGAUUGAUCGCCAGCAGAACCCCCAGCAAGAGCCGAGUCUGCUCGAGAUGGUCGAGACGGCUUUGACCUCCCUGGACCGCGCCACCAAGUGGAACGUCAAAGGCUAUUUCCUCAUGAUCGAAGCUAGCAGGAUCGAUCAUGCCGGACACGCCAACGAUGCAGUAGGCCAUCUCCACGAUACCAUCAUGUACAACAACGUGAUGAAGUAUGUCCGCGAGUGGAUCGACAAGCACCCGGACACCAUGAUGCUGUCUGCGGCCGACCACGAGUGCGGAGGCCUGACUCUCAACGGCUUCAAUCCACUCCCACUCCAGGGGGCCAGCAUGUCGACCGAGCACGCAGAGACACUCUGGAAGAACUACAACGGCACGGACAGGCGCGCAUACCUCCGAUCCACCAUCCUCCCGGGCUACGGACUCGGCGAUCUGAGCGAGGCCGACGUCGACACCCUCCUCAAGAACAACAGACUCGCCGCCGACCUCUCGUCGCGGCUGAGCAAGAAGGCCGGCGUCAACUGGAGCACCGGCGGACACACUGCAUCCGACAUCACCCUGUUUGGAUAUGGUGCCGGGUGGCGCGGUGGCAACUUGAAGUCCGACAUGGCAGGGAACUGGGACAACACUCAGCUGCCCGGCUACAUUGAGGGGGUGCUCAAGGUGAAGAUGAGCAAGGUCACGGAGAAGCUGAGGAAGGCUGGCAGCGCGUGGGUUGGGAAGCGGGACUUGACCAGCCACGGCCACCUGCACAAGCACUGA